UGAACAUCAAGCCACGUGUUGAGCUUUCAGGCGGGAUUUGAAAUUGACAAAGAACUAGAAAACAAUUUACAUUUUAUUUCGUUUUUUUUUUAACAUAAAAUGGAUACGAUAUCUGACGGCUGGUUUAGUGAACUUCAGGCCGAGCUAUGGCCUGGACAGGCAUUUUCUUUAAAAGUAAAAAAUGUCAUUCAUAAGGAAAAGUCCAAAUUCCAAGAUAUUCAAAUCAUUGAUACUGAAACAUAUGGGAAGUGCUUGAUAUUAGAUGGCAUAAUACAAUGCACGUCCAGGGAUGAAUUUUCGUACCAGGAAAUGAUAUCCUUUCUACCUCUUUUUUGUCAUCCGAAUCCUAAGAAAGUGUUGAUUGUUGGCGGCGGCGAUGGAGGCGUGGCCCGUGAAGUUGUAAAACAUCCCUUGGUUGAGGAAGUACACCAAAUAGAAAUAGACGAACGCGUUGUGGAACUCUCUAAACAACACUUACCUUCAAUGGCAUGCGGCUUUAAGAACGAAAAGUUAAAGCUAACUAUUGGUGAUGGGUUUGAAUACAUGAAAAAUCAUAAAAAUGAAUUUGAUGUCAUUAUAACGGAUAGCUCUGAUCCAAUUGGUCCAGCAGUAAGCCUGUUUAAUGAAAGCUACUAUAAAUUAAUGAAACACGCAUUGAAAGAAGAUGGAAUCGUGUGCUCGCAAGGAGGUAGCUUUUGGCUUGACUUAAGUUAUAUCAAAAAAACAAUGUUGGGUUGCAAAGAGCACUUCCCAAAAGUUUCCUAUGCAAUUACUUCAGUUCCAUCUUAUCCUUGUGGUCAUAUAGGUUUCGUUAUAGGGUCUUUGAACAAGAAUCAAAAGUUCGUUAACUCUGUAAAUAAAAUAGAUAACUUUGAUAUCGAAGCACUAAACUUGAAGUACUAUACUCCAGAAGUACAUGAUGCAGCUUUUGCAUUGCCACGUUGGGUACAGCAAAGUUUAAUGUCGGUGCUAAAUUAAAUUGUAAACCAAAAACCAAAAUGCUUAUUGCUUAUGGCUACUGUUAUGUACAAAUGUAUAAAUGUAGGCUGAAAUAUUUCCAAAAAUUGUUUUUUAAUUUUUUAUUGUUGGAGCAG
Molecule: messenger RNA, 1094 nt
Organism: Drosophila guanche
Lineage: Eukaryota; Metazoa; Arthropoda; Insecta; Diptera; Drosophilidae
Gene: SpdS
Product: spermidine synthase
Exons: 2
Coding region: 100-978 (292 amino acids)
Biological process (GO): spermidine biosynthetic process
Cellular component (GO): cytosol
Molecular function (GO): spermidine synthase activity
Source: RefSeq, a predicted model, not a curated record